This is a messenger RNA of Anopheles bellator, 2737 nucleotides long. It is a transcript of the gene Vha44, whose product is annotated as V-type proton ATPase subunit C. The coding region runs from base 231 to 1385 and encodes 384 amino acids. Lineage: Eukaryota; Metazoa; Arthropoda; Insecta; Diptera; Culicidae. The record is from RefSeq and is a predicted model, not a curated record. Gene Ontology annotation, molecular function: proton-transporting ATPase activity, rotational mechanism. The transcript has 9 exons. Gene Ontology annotation, biological process: proton transmembrane transport. Gene Ontology annotation, cellular component: lysosomal membrane; vacuolar proton-transporting V-type ATPase, V1 domain.
CGUGAAUAUUUUGUAAUGGUGGAGAAGAUCUGCUGCCUUCGGUUCUGCCUGCGAGCUGCUGCCUGAUAGGACGAUUGCGUAUCCCGUGUCCGCGUUUUGUGGGAAUUUUUGCAACCGCCGCGUUUUCCGUGGGUCACUACGAUCGUUUCGCUGCCUACGGCACUAGUUUGUGCAGCAGAAGUGCAUCGGUUUCAGAUUCCACAAGAGCCCAAUCAACUUAAGCGCCCACAAUGUCCGAGUACUGGCUGAUAUCGGCACCGGGUGACAAAACAUGUCAGCAAACCUUUGAUACCAUGAACCAGGCCACCAGGACCAAUAAUCUGUGUGAAAACUACAAGUUUCACAUUCCGGAUCUUAAGGUCGGAACCUUGGAUCAGCUGGUUGGCUUGUCGGACGACCUCGGAAAGCUCGAUGGGUUCGUCGAGCAGACGACGCGCAAGAUCGCAAACUAUCUUGGCGACGUGCUGGAGGAUCAGCGCGAUAAGCUGUUCGAGAAUUUGGUCGCCAACAACACCGACCUGACGUCCUACAUCGUCCGCUUCCAGUGGGAUCUGGCCAAGUACCCGACGAAGCAAUCACUCCGCAACAUUGCGGACAUCAUCUCCAAACAAGUGGGACAAAUUGAUUCCGAUCUUAAGACGAAAUCAGCCGCGUACAACAAUCUGAAGGGCAAUCUUCAGAACCUGGAGAAGAAGCAGUCUGGUAGCCUGCUGACGCGUAACUUGGCCGAUCUUGUGAAGAAGGAACACUUCAUUCUCGAUUCGGAGUACUUGACCACGCUGCUGGUGAUCGUUCCGAAGGCCAACAUGCACGAUUGGAACGCGCACUAUGAGAAGAUCACCGACAUGAUCGUGCCGCGCUCGUCGCAGACGAUCACUCAGGAUCCUGACUACGCGCUGUGCUCGGUGACGCUGUUCAAGAAGGUGGUCGAUGAGUUCAAACUACAUGCCCGUGAGCGCAAGUUUGUCGUGCGUGAGUUCGUGUACAACGAGGAGGAGUUGGCGGCCGGCAAGAACGAAAUCACCAAGUUGGUCACCGAUAAGAAGAAGCAGUAUGGUACACUGGUUAGAUGGCUGAAGGUCAACUUUAGCGAGUGCUUCUGUGCCUGGGUUCACGUGAAAGCGCUGAGGGUUUUCGUCGAGUCGGUGCUGAGAUACGGUUUGCCGGUAAAUUUCCAAGCCAUCCUCAUCCAUCCGAACAAGAAGAGCACAAAGCGUCUGCGGGACGUACUGCAGCAGCUAUACGGCCAUCUGGACGGUUCGGCAGGAUCCUCGGGUGGAAAUGCUGACAAUGUCGACAUUCCUGGACUGGGCUUUGGACAAUCGGAAUACUUUCCCUACGUGUACUACAAACUGAACAUCGACAUGGUCGAUACGAAGGUUUAAGGUGAGCGCGGCCGCAAGUGCGUACUUUUAGGCGUGUCGAAUGAACAGCGGCGGAACACGGCAAACGCUAGUCGUUCGGUACGGAAUGCUGGACUGCCACGGGAAGCUGCCAACCAAUAAGAGUCAGAUUUCCAGCACCGUAGAGCGCAAAAAAACCACCAUCCCGUAAAGCUAUCCAACUUUAUGAGUUCGCGCAAUAAUCGGGGUCAAAUGAUUUUAGUACUCCGUUUUUUUUUUUGUUACGCCAUUGGCCAUGUAUUACGCAGAAAACCUCUUUUGGCAAUCACACCUCCUUCCCAUUGCUCCCAAGGGCGAUCGAUCGAUCAUGGCUGGUGUGUUAAAUUGUUGAAUACUUAGAUCGAUGAGUUUUAUUAAUUAAUGCGGGUACCGCAACCUAAUGUUUCGUUAAUCAUUUUAGCAUUAUUUGUUUUGCUUUUUUGAUGUGACAUCAAGCUUAAGAUGGUAGUAGAAAAGAAACACCUGGCCACCGGGCGGCACAAACAUCAGAACACCGUACAUACGCAGGAGACGGAAGCAAUCGGAAGCAAAAUGACCCUUAUCGUUGGCUGGUUUGGUGCGGACGGCGGACACUAACAUCGCGACGAUCCGUCGUAUCCGUUCGUCCUCAAGUUCGCUUCCGAUUGUCCGUUGAGCGUGUGCUUACAAUCGAAACCCUAAUCCGUAUUAACGCGUCGGCAACAUUCAUUCAUCCUUCCCAAUCAGCUGCAACAUCAGAUUAUCAUAUUUACCGUACGGAGAAACGUGUGUUUGUCAAUUCUUUUCGGGGAGAGUGAGGAUGGCCACCUUAUUAUUUCCGUUACAAAUCGUUGAUCCACCGGGCGUACCCGAACCAACACGGUCACUACCACCGUUGGGCAUAAAUAGUUGAUGUAUAGUGUAAGAAAAGUUUAUCAAACACCGUUAAGUGAUGAUGAUGAUCGGAUUCAUAUAAGUGUUCCCCUGCAGUUCUUCAGCGCACUGAGGGGACAUUCAUCGUUACGCACUAAUUUGUUACUUGUCUGUGUGCAAACAUUCUAUUUAGUGUACGGAGAGAGAGGUAAACUGCACACGGUGGUCGCUAUUCCAAAUCAGCAUAAUUAUUCGUGUAAGAAGCGCACCAUUGAGAGCGCCUGUCCAAAAGUUUCGGAAAGAAUCGUGCUACACAGUCCUAUGUUAUGUUUUUUUCGUGUAAAUAAACCGUAGUUCCCGGUGGAAAAUCUAGAGAGGAACCCAGAUGCCUCACGCAAGGAAGCAACUCGCAGACGUGUGGAGUUGUAUUGAUGGAACAGAUACAAAUAAUACCGAUCGAUGGUGGCCGCUAAUGACGAAUGAUGAUGAUAGGAACAUUCCAA